Solea senegalensis (Senegalese sole) is the source of this 1889-nucleotide messenger RNA. RefSeq names its product trypsin-like. Gene Ontology annotation, biological process: proteolysis. NCBI's taxonomy places the organism in Eukaryota, Metazoa, Chordata, Actinopteri, Pleuronectiformes, Soleidae. The record is from RefSeq and is a predicted model, not a curated record. Gene Ontology annotation, molecular function: serine-type endopeptidase activity. The transcript has 5 exons. Bases 458 to 1246 code for a protein of 262 amino acids.
ACACUCUCACACAGCCAUUGAAACAGUUCAGCACAGAUAAGCCUGGUUGAUGACACAGACAGAGAGUGUUGAUACAGUAUAGAUGACAGUAGAGACAGUAGCCUGCGUUGCCGUAGCAACGGUGUAAAGCCCUUUCCACGAGUCUGAAGGUUGAGGAAAAGGAGUUGUGAUAAUGUUUGGAUGUGAGGAAGAGUGUUGAGUAGUUUCUGAAGGUGAACUUUGUUGGUCUCUCACAUUUCUUUCCUUUUCAAUCACCGCAGUGCUGGACCCCGUGUUACACGGCGAAGGAUGGAAUUGAAAUCCUUUUCUCUUCCGCCUCAGGGAGAAACUGACUCCUACUGUUUGCAAAAAGACACUGACACUCAGGCUGAUCCGUCACACAGACACAGAGGACACCGGUGGUCUGGCUGCUGAGUUUAAAUAUUUUGGGCAACAUCCGAAGUUCUCCACAGCUACGAUGAGCCUGCUCAUGUGUUCAUGUGUUGUGCUACUGCAACUCACCAAAGUCCACAGCGCUCCGCUCAUGCAGGGCCGUAUCAUCGGUGGUUUCACUGCAACACCAGACUCCAACAACUACAUUGUGUCACUGCAGAACAUGAAUGGCCAACACUUUUGUGGAGGAUCCUUGGUUCACAGGUACUGGGUCAUGACUGCAGCGCACUGUAACAUCGGGGCUGAGAACAUGAUGAUAGUGGCGGGCGACUACUCAUUAAAUAUCUUCGAGGGUUAUGAGCAGUAUGCUAAACCCCAGCAGCUGAUCACCCAUCCCCUCUACAACAAGAGCAGCAACAAUGCAGACAUCAUGCUCAUUAAGUUGCGGGUGCCCAUGCUGCUGAACAGAUAUCUGUCGCUGUCGUACCUCCCCAGGCAGGGGACAGGUGUGGCUGAAGGUCACCUGUGUCAGGUGUCUGGUUGGGGCUACAGCAGUCUCGAUGAAGGCCAGACCAGCUUCACCCUGCAGACGGUCACAGUGCCCAUCAUUUCAAACGCUAGGUGUAACGGCAGUGAGUCGUAUAACGGAAACAUCACAGCCAACAUGAUCUGUGCUGGAUUCAUGACCGGAGGAAAGGAUGCGUGCAAGGGUGACUCCGGUGGCCCGCUGGUGUGCGGGGGGCGCGUCUACGGCAUCGUCUCCUGGGGUACAGGCUGUGGAGAUGCUGGGUUUCCAGGAGUCUACACAACCGUGUCCAACUUCCGCCGGUGGAUAGAUCAAACCAUCUAUGGGUCCUUUGUACGCUGCACCUAGCACUAAAUAAAUUAUGUGAAACCCCUUUUUUAUGUUCAUAAUCAACUUUAUGCCACAUAAUGUUUGAUGUGACAAAGAUGCGGCGGCGUCGCGACAAACAACAAAUGCAGUUUAAGUUGUCCCACAGGCAGAUUCAUUUUCAGUGCUCUUCAGAUUUGGGCGAUAAUAAUAAUAGUUUGGAAUAACGAUUACCCUUCUCAUGUUCACAGAUUAUCUCACUGAUCUCUCCCAGGAGCCACCACACACACACACACACACACACACACAACCCCAAAUUAAUCUAGUGCACAUGUAAUUCCAGUCAGUCGUGUGAAGUUCCUGCACCACUUAAUGACAACAUAUUAGAAUUUGGAGAAUGUGUGAGCUGAGUCGUGAAUGUCUGGGUCUUGAGUUUUAAACAUUCCUUUGUUAUUUUCGUUAUCAGUGGAGUAUGAUCGAACCAAACACUGCCUCAAAAGAGGGUUUUUAUGUGACAUGAAUGUAGAGGGCGAAGGUCACAUGCAAAUCCAGGACGACUGAGACUGUAUUUCAUUAUCACUGGUUUAUACUGCUGUAUACGACGCGGUCUCACUGGGGAACGGCCUUGUUGGUCUGAGGCUGCACUAAAAAAAUAAAGCAGCUUUAAAUUGCAUUUUGUACUAUA